Molecule: messenger RNA, 4142 nt
Organism: Poecilia reticulata (guppy)
Lineage: Eukaryota; Metazoa; Chordata; Actinopteri; Cyprinodontiformes; Poeciliidae
Product: transmembrane and coiled-coil domain protein 3-like
Cellular component (GO): endomembrane system
Source: RefSeq, a predicted model, not a curated record
AGGCGGAGUUACCUUCACACACAGUUGUUGUAUUCAAGAGUACAGUCACCGUGUGCGGACCGUGGGACACACCGAGAGCAAAAAAAAACAAAAAAAAGCGGCGCUAAACGGGCUGAACAUGAGCCUUCGGACCUCAGACUGUGUGAGCUGGAAACUGGUCCCAGUACCGAACUAAAGCCCCCAGCAAGCGCCUCUCGGGCUCCAGAUGGGAGGUUAUUAUGCCCGGGGUAAGCGGAGUAAGCGUGUCCGUGCGAAGUUUGUCUGAGGAGGAGAAAUACCUCAGCAGCCGGAUGGACCGGAAUACGGAGGCCGGAUUACUUGGCCUGCCUCUGUCGAUGCGUCGGGGUUCUUCGGACAACAACCUGGACCUGGACCUCAACGACGGGAGCCCCCGCCAGGCUGUCGUCUCGGAGGUCCACCGGAGUCGCUCCUGCCUGGACAACCUCCAGCAGAAGAUCCUGAAAGUCACGGAGCAGCUGAAGAUCGAGAAGGCCGCCAGAGACGAGAACGUGGUGGAGUAUCUGAAGCUGGUGAACAGCGUGGACAAACAGCAGCUGGGGCGCAUCAAGCAGGUGUUUGAGAAGAAGAACAUCAAGUCGUCACAGAACAUCGCGCAGAUGCAGAAGAAGCUGGAGCAGUACCAUCGGAAGAUGAAGGACAGCGAGGUUCUCCAAAGCCCGCCACCCCGGCCGCCCUCGGCCAAACGCAGCACCAUACCCAGGGAGUCGCCUCGACAGCUGAGGGACAUGACCAGCAGCGGGCGCCACCCGACCAUGGACAAGAUCAAAACCAUCGGGCCCGGCGUUUCUCUCUCCCCUCCUUUCUUCUUCAGCAAACCCAGGGAGUUUGCCAACCUCAUCCGGAACAAGUUUGGCAGUGCCGACAACAUCGCUCAGCUCAAAAGCAACCUGGACGCGUCGUCCGACGGAAAGGGGCUGAGCAGCAGCACGUCUUUGGUUAGCAAGGCCAAGUAUCCCAGCGACGACGAAUGCUCCUCAAUUUCGGCAGACAGCAACGGGAACCCCGGUGCGGGCGGAGCCGUGGUGGGGCAGGGGCAGCAGCCCGGGGGAGACGGCCACGGCAAGUURGAGCUUGUCUACGAGGAGGUGAGAGAGAUAAGAGAGGUCCAGAGCCAGCUGGAGGAAGACAUGGACGAGAUUAAAGAGCAGUUCAAGAGGGAGUACAGUAUUCUGAGCCAAACACUACAAGAGGAGAGGUACAGGUAUGAGCAUCUGGAGGACCAGCUGAACGACCUGACAGAACUUCAUCAAAACGAGAUGGCAAAUCUGAAGCAGGAGCUGGCCAGUGUCGAGGAGCGGGUGACCUACCAGGCCCAGGAAAGAGCCCGGGACAUACAGGAGGCCCUGGAGUCGUGUCAGACUCGCGUCUCCAAGCUGGAGCUCCAGCAGCAGCACCAGCAGCAAACGGUGCAGCUCGAGAGCCCGGACGCUCGGGUCUUACUGGGGAAGAGCAUCAACAUCAUGCUGGCCAUCAUCACCGUCAUCCUGGUGUGCGUCUCCACCGCUGCCAAGUUCGCCGCGCCGCUGAUGAAGAGCCGGUAUCACAUGGCCGCGACGCUGCUGGGCGUGUGCUUUCUGACCGUGUUCUGGAAGAACUGGGAUCGUUUACAGUACGCCAUAGACAGACUGCUGGUGCCCGAUUAACAACGAKAAGAUCGCUCUGAAACUCUGAUUAACUUAAUCACCUUUAGUUGCAAUAGGCGUCUAAGAAGAUUGGUUGUACAAUCUUCAAAGGACGCAAUYGCCGUCAUUUUUAGAGGUUUGCGUUUUUAAAGACCGACUUAAAUUGAAUUUCUUUUGUUAUUUGUUUGAAUGGAAUUUUAAUGUGUUUAACUCUGCUAAAGUAUAAAAAAAAUACUAUUUUAAUGUUUUAGUCAAUUUUGCUACUUUCUCAUUGAAAUUUUCACAAAAUAGUUUAGGUCAGAGCCAGAAUUAAACAAGGUGAGAAAGUUUGUUUACUGAAGAAAAAUGCAGCCCAUUCCAUCCCAUUUUGUUGCAGUCGGAUUAUCACACACUCAGGAACAAGACAUUACUAAUACUAAUAGUCACUUUUUGGCCUAAAAGAGUGGUUGGGCAAAAAUACUCUUCCUUUGUUUUUGGCAAGUUCUUAGCUUCGCAUUAAGACACCAACAAGGAUCCUUCUCAGACUCACAAACUAGAUUCUACCCCAAAAUUGCAAACUAGAAGCGAAAGCCCUCUAUUUCUAGAGGUUUGUUCAGAAAAUACUUUAAAAAUACACCUUUUUGCUUUCUCUCAACUGCUAACACACUGCUAGCAGCAAGUAAGACUAAUUUUGCAUCACAUCAGUCAUGAUUUGCUAUUUUGAUCAUGUCAAUUAAGACAAGCAAACAAAAAAAAAGAUCCCUAAAAUAUACAAACUGGAACAACUACUAAAUUCRGAUGGGUUUGGUUUCCAGGCAUUUCUAAUAUUCACUUGCCUCUACUUACCUGUAAUUCUCUAUGCAGGUCAGCAGUUAGCUAAGUUUAGCAAUGAAUAAGCAGCAAAUUGCUAAGCUAAGCUUCUAAUUUGACUGUUACAUAGCAGAUGUUGUAAAAAUAUGGAAAAAGUCUGCAUUUUAGCACUAUUUUAGAACUAUUUUAGAAUUUCUGAACUAGACGUUUUCACCUAUUUUAAAUAUUUGUUAGCUAAGCAAUUAGACUUCUGUCUUUGAAAAUUUUUAAAUAAGCUGUUCAGRGGAGGAAGAGAUMAUUUAUAGUUUAUUUUUAUCUAAAAAYGAAAUUGGAAACUUUCACAAAUACACCUACCURCUUCCUUCUUGCCAGUAACCUAAAUKUAGCUUAGUAUCAAWUUUGAAACACAAUGCUCAACUAAGCUAAACAAACACAUUGAGAUCCUCAAAUGAGUGGCUGUUCAAAUUCAGCAAGCCAACAUCAAAACCUAUUGUUUAAAAUGCACUUACUUGUUUGUUAGCUCGUGCUAAUAGCUACUUGGCUAAGUUCUGCCAACAAAACGCCAUCAAAUUACUAAGCYAACCUCAUUUGAAAGACAUGUUCUCCAAAAUAUGCAAAGUAGAAACACAGGCUCUCUAUUUUGAAGUUUGGUUUGCAGAUUUUGUUGCGUUUGCAGUCUGAGCUACACUACCAGACUGCUGCGUUGCCAAAUAUCGAACUAUUCCACUUAAGGGAGAAACUACAGACUAAAGCUAAUGCGUCUGUUCAUCAUUCUUAGUCUCUGUUACCGUUUGCGUUGUGUUCAUCUGUCUCAUUUAACUGUUGUUGUUUAAUGUGCAAUAUAUUUGAUUUCUUGGAGCACUGUUUUUUUUCCUUUUUUUAAAAAAAUAAUUCUUAAAGGAGUGAGCGUUUUACAUUACUGAUUUACAGCAGUGACAGGGGUUUGUUGCUGAAGAAACGUGUAAAGAAGUUGUCAUCAGUGCUGACAUGAGAGAUCCAUAAACAUCUAACCCACUGCUGGACUCUGAUAAAACCAGCUGUCUCCUCUCUUAAAGGCCAAAAAUCAAUGGAGCUGCAUUAUCUUGCUGGUCGCCUGGUAACAACAACACAGCAGUACUCCAGUGCAGCCACACACACACAAAUGCACAAAAAGGCACAAACCCACAUUUUGUUGCUUGGUUUUUCUAUGUUAUAAAAGUCUUAAGCGCUUACCCAGUUUCAKUACUCUGUUUUCUAAUAAUGUGAUGUGGAGCAGGUGGAUUAUACUGUGAGAURGGGCUUUUUUUUCUUACAACUAAGGGCAGUUCUUUUUAAUAAACUGCCUUGAGUUUCUGAGGAAAACAUCACUGUGUUUUGUGAUUAACUACAAGCCAAUGUUUUUGGAAUCACUAAUGUAAUAUUUUAUGUUUUAUCUAAUGAGCAUUGUCUAAGAAGGACAGCACAUAAAUGUAUAAGGACCACUGAUGAUGUUUCUAAAUCCGUAGUAGCACAGUUUUUGUCACUGUUUAUUGCACCUUUUUGUUUUUGUAGAUUAAAUUUGUUSUUCUUCUUCUUGUUUUUUUCUUUUGACAUAUUUGAGGAAGUUUYUCCAUGAUCUCGUUUACAUUCUGUAUUUUCCUCCGGUGCACUAUGUGGUCAAUCAGUUGUAUGUUUAUGCAUUCUGUGCCUUUGUCUGAUCAUUUCUGUUAAAUUAAACAUUUUUAAUCAACA